Messenger RNA from Populus trichocarpa (black cottonwood), 441 nucleotides. Its product is annotated as hydrophobic protein LTI6B. The record is from RefSeq and is a predicted model, not a curated record. Bases 95 to 262 code for a protein of 55 amino acids. The transcript has 2 exons. Gene Ontology annotation, cellular component: membrane. NCBI's taxonomy places the organism in Eukaryota, Viridiplantae, Streptophyta, Magnoliopsida, Malpighiales, Salicaceae.
AGCCUCAAUCUUCGACUUAAUUUAUCUCACAGAGAAGAAAAGCAAUACAUUAUUUUUCAGGAGAGUACUUUAGUAGAGAAUUAAUAAGAAGAUCAUGGCAGGGGCAGUUAAAUGCAUAGACAUCUUGAUAGCCAUCAUCUUGCCUCCUCUUGGUGUCUUCCUCAGGUUUGGCUGCGGGGUGGAGUUUUGGAUCUGCUUGCUCCUCACCAUCUUAGGCUACAUCCCUGGAAUUAUUUAUGCUGUCUACGCCAUCACCAAGUGAAGAUCCUUGAUCUCGCCAUCUUAAUAUCUCUGUUGCGAGCACCUGCACCGCACCCCCAAAAGCUGUUUCUUUCUCUCUGUUCCUGUAAAGGAUUGUAAAGUAUUUGCGAAAAUAAAGGAUAUAUAUUAUAUAUUAUGACGGUUAAUUUUUUUAAAAUAAAUUUAAUUUGUUGAAAAAAA